GCCCCGCCCGUCGCGUCACAGUCGUAGGCGUGCCCGCUUCCAAGAUGGCGGCAGCGGCGAUGUCCGGCGCGCUCGGCCGGGCGGGCUGGAGGCUCCUGCACCUACGGUGCCUGCCCGUGUCCCGUUGCCAAUCAGCCGUGGUGUCACGUGCCUUCCAUGCUUCAGCCAUGCAGCUAAAGUCUUCAGAUGAGCAGAAGCAACAACGUCCCCCAUCUUUUUCUCAGCAACAUUCUGAGACACAUGAGGCAGAAGAACCCAAUCCAGAGUCUUCUCGUUCACCCCCCAGGUACACAGAUCAGGGCGGCGAGGAGGAGGAGGACCACGAGAGUGAGGAGCAGCUGCAGCACCGCAUCCUGACGGCAGCGCUGGGCUUUGUGCCUGCCCACGGGUGGACAGCAGAGGCCAUUGCAGAAGGAGCCCAGUCUCUGGGUCUGUCCAGUGCGGCAGCCGGCAUGUUUGGGGACGACGGCAGUGAGCUGAUACUGCAUUUUGUGACCCAGUGCAACGCUCAGCUCACUCACGUGCUGGAAGAGGAGCAGAAGCUGGUACAGCUGGGCCAGGCAGAGAAGAGGAAGACAGACCAGUUCCUGAGGGACGCAGUGGAAACCAGACUGAGAAUGCUGAUCCCGUACAUUGAGCACUGGCCCCGGGCCCUCAGCAUCCUCAUGCUCCCUCACAACAUCCCAUCCAGCCUCAGCCUGAUCGCCAGUAUGGUGGAUGACAUGUGGCACUACGCUGGGGACCAGUCCACUGACUUUAACUGGUAUACCCGCCGAGCUGUGCUGGCUGGCAUCUACAACACGACAGAGCUGGUGAUGAUACAGGACUCCUCUCCAGACUUUGAGGACACUUGGCGCUUCCUGGAAAACCGGAUUAAUGACGCAAUGAACAUGAGCCACACUGCCAAGAAGGUAAAGUCCACUGGAGAGGCACUGGUGCAGGGACUCAUGGGUGCAGCAGUGACGCUCAAGAACUUGACAGGUCUAAACCAGCGCCGGUGAGUGGGAACCAGCGCUGAGCUAGAGUGCCCAGAAGAAAAGCUGCAGGUACAUUGAAAGGGCUUUGAAAAAUAUGAAGUGCCGUCCAGGGUGUUAAUGAGAAAACGCUGAAGGACUCCUUAGUCACUACGACAGCCACCUGGAAACCAAAGGGCACUUGAUACAGCUGUAGCCUGCAGUCGGGCUACCUCUUCAGUUCCAAAUGCCAGGCCAGGCCUCCUGAUGCCUUUCUGCGUUGCAGCUGUGUGAUUGAAAAAUGAAGCUCUCAUCCAAGCCAUCGAGCCACAGAAACCCAGCACGUCCCUGUCAUGGUCUCACGGAUGCCUUGAUCACGUCUUAACCUUCCCAAAGUGUUCUCUGGGGCUCCCAAAUGAGAGUCAGGGUGUGGAGCCAUUACAAGGUGGCUGCCCACCCCCGGCAUGGCUCGACUUGUGCCCACAGGUGUUCCUCACCACCCCCCCCACCCUGGUGUCCUGAGAUACUGCACCUGGGACCCUUCAGAAAGCUGCCUCACCUGAGACUGGUGCCUCCAGACAGCGGUGCUCAGCCUGGCCAGAGGCGGGAACCCAGGCCCUUUGCCGUGUUACACCAGCACGUGUGGCAGGGCUAGAGUGAGCUUUCGAGGGUAAAAAUAGUAAUAAAUAUGUUUGAAGCCGU
Messenger RNA from Mirounga angustirostris (Northern elephant seal), 1655 nucleotides. It is a transcript of the gene COQ9, whose product is annotated as coenzyme Q9. The record is from RefSeq and is a predicted model, not a curated record. The coding region runs from base 45 to 1001 and encodes 318 amino acids. Lineage: Eukaryota; Metazoa; Chordata; Mammalia; Carnivora; Phocidae. The transcript is spliced from 9 exons. Gene Ontology annotation, molecular function: lipid binding. Gene Ontology annotation, cellular component: mitochondrial inner membrane. Gene Ontology annotation, biological process: ubiquinone biosynthetic process.